UAAAUACUCGCCUCUUUCAAUUUCUUCCCCAAUCAGAAACUCCAAACCAACAAUUUCGCGUGAAAUUCAUUCGAACCGCUUCCAAUUUUCGAUUUCAAAUUUCUCAUCAUUUCAAUUUCUUCAACUAAACCUCAGAAGAUGUCGAUGAUUCCAAGCUUUUUCGGUGGCCGACGGAGCAGCAUCUUCGAUCCAUUUGCCACUUUCGAUCUCUCAGAUCCGUUCGAUUUUCACUUUCCCUCUUCUAUUUCAUCGUACUUACCUGAAAUCGCUCGAGAUACUUCUGAUCUGAUGAACGCUCGUGUUGACUGGAAGGAGACGCCGGAGGCUCAUGUAAUGAAAGCCGAUCUGCCUGGACUGAAGAAAGAGGAAGUGAAAGUGGAGAUAGAAGAUGGAAAAGUGCUUCAGAUCAGCGGCCGAAGGAGCGUAGAGAAAGAGGACAUAAACGAGAAAUGGCAUCGGAUCGAGCGAAGCAGUGGAAAGUUCCAGAGGAAAUUCCGGCUACCAGAGGAUGCGAAAAUGGAGGAAAUUAGGGCAUCAAGGGAGGACGGUGUUCUCACGGUGACGGUGCCCAAGGCCAAGGCGGAAGAAAAGAACGCGGAUGUGAAGUCCGUUGAGAUUUCCGGCUAAACAACAGAAUAUUUGGCACGGAUUUUGUGUACGCGUUAAAAUAUUUUUCAUUCUUUGUAAUUAUAUUGAUAAAUUGUGUGUUGCUGAUUUUGAGCCUAUAAAUGUAAGCAAUGGAUCGAUAUCUGUA
This is a messenger RNA of Cucurbita pepo subsp. pepo (vegetable marrow), 754 nucleotides long. Lineage: Eukaryota; Viridiplantae; Streptophyta; Magnoliopsida; Cucurbitales; Cucurbitaceae. The record is from RefSeq and is a predicted model, not a curated record.